Molecule: messenger RNA, 2114 nt
Organism: Gadus morhua (Atlantic cod)
Lineage: Eukaryota; Metazoa; Chordata; Actinopteri; Gadiformes; Gadidae
Gene: irf4a
Product: interferon regulatory factor 4a
Exons: 8
Coding region: 258-1721 (487 amino acids)
Biological process (GO): regulation of transcription by RNA polymerase II; immune system process
Cellular component (GO): nucleus
Molecular function (GO): DNA-binding transcription factor activity, RNA polymerase II-specific; protein binding; RNA polymerase II cis-regulatory region sequence-specific DNA binding
Source: RefSeq, a predicted model, not a curated record
CCUAAUGGAGACAGUGCACGAGGGGUGGGUGGCAUCAUUAAAGAAAAGGACAUCACAGACACCAAUCAGAUGCGUUCGCCUGAUCUAGAAGAAGCUCAUCCUGGUUGCGAACUUGAUUGAGACCCAAGUUGAAAAUGCUUGAGGGUCUUUGAUUAUUUUCGAGGUCAACUCCGUUCCAUAACAUUUUCUGUUAAGCUGAUGUAAAACUUCUGAUACUUUCAUCUUACUUUGCCUAAUCUCGUGGUGUUUGAACAGAGAUGCAUUUCGAGGAGGACGUCAACCUGUCUGUCAGUUGCGGCAACGGGAAGCUUAGACAGUGGCUGAUCGAUCAGAUUGACAGCAAGAGCUACCUGGGCUUGGUUUGGGAGAAUGUGGAGAAAUCCAUUUUCAGGAUACCGUGGAAGCAUGCGGGCAAACAAGAUUACAACAGAGAUGAGGAUGCUGCGCUUUUCAAGGCCUGGGCACUUUUCAAGGGCAAAUACAAAGAAGGUGUGGACAAACCGGACCCCCCCACAUGGAAAACCCGUCUACGGUGUGCUCUGAACAAAAGCAACGACUUUGACGAGCUGGUGGACAGAAGCCAGCUGGACAUCUCCGAACCCUACAAAGUCUACAGAAUCAUCCCCGAGGGGGUCAAAAGAGGUGCCAAGUUGGGCAACAUGGAGGAGCCACAAGCGCGUAUGAAUACCCAUGGCUACAUCCCGACCUACGUUGCUUCAACGAACCAGGUGUCGGGCUACGGGUCGUCCCAGGACAGCAGGGACUGGAGGGAGUACCCCCAGACGGAGCAGCACCCACUGCAGCCCCCCAGCACGCACCCCCACGGCCCCCUCACGGAGCUGCAGUACUACGCCACGGCGGCGGGCAGCCGACCGUGGUCCGGGGCCCUGCAGGAGAACGGUGUGCAAUGCAGUGGUUCCUUCUACACCUUUUCUCCAGAGUCUCUGACCACAUUAUCCACAGUGGAGCCCAGCAGUGCCAUAUCUGGUAAUAACACAAAUGCAUACGACCUCGGCCUUCACAUCUCCCUGUACUACCGGGAGGCCCUGGUGAAGCAGGUGGUCACCACCAGCCCGGAGGGCUGUCGGAUCACCUCUUACCCCCCCACCCCCUCCUCCCGGACCUCCCCCUCCACCUCCUCCUCCGCCUCCUCCUCCACCUCCUCCUCCCCCUGCUCCGAGGAGCGCCCGCCCGGCGGCGGCGGCGGGGGGCCCGAGGUGGUCCUCUUCCCCGUCCCCUUCCCCGAGUCCCAGCGGCAGGGGGCCGACAAGCUGCCCGACGUGCUGGAGAAGGGCGUGAUGCUGUGGAUGGGUCACGACGGCCUGUAUGCCAAGCGGCUGUGCCAGGGACGCGUGUACUGGGAGGGCCCGCUGGCCCCCAACAAGGACAAGCCCAACAAGCUGGAGAAGGAGUUCACGUGCAAGCUGCUGGACACACAGCAGUUCCUCACCGAGCUCCAAGACUAUGCGCACUAUGGCUGCCGGGCUCCCAGACAUACUGUGGUGCUGUGCUUCGGUGAUGAGUACCCUGACCAGCAGAGACACAGGAAGAUGAUCACAGCACAGGUGGAGCCCAUGUUCGCCAGAAGGCUGAUGGGCUACUACCAGCAGCAACACAGCAGCCAGUGGCGAGGCUACGACCACGGCCACGAGCAAGAGGCCGUUCCACCUCCUGUCCACUACCCAGCCCAGAGAUCGGCCCUGCAUCACAUUCAGGACUGAUCGCUCACCUCCUCCACCGGCCCCACCACCUCCAUCACCAGCACCACCUCCUUUUCAAUGUUCCCCGAUCGUUUCCCCCUCCAUCUCCUCUCGUUUUCGUCCCCCUUUUAUACGCUCAAAUGCCCACGUGCUCAGAGGAGGACAUGUGGGGGACAGGACGCCAUCAAGUGACAAGCAAAUGGAAGACACACCGACGACGCUCAAGAAGACUAUGUGAGAAAAAAACAAUUACAGGAACUGGGAUGACCGACAGUCGUCACAACGUGACUAAUCAGCCUUAUUUUCCAUCCCUACGCUAAAGGAAAUCAGACUCACUGAUUGUCUUUUUGUUCGUUUGCCACUGCAUGUAUUUGUUCCUUUUCAAAUAAAUGCUAUAGAAAUGGCUUAAGCCGA